Messenger RNA from Megalobrama amblycephala (Wuchang bream), 1171 nucleotides. RefSeq names its product CD9 molecule b (gene cd9b). Lineage: Eukaryota; Metazoa; Chordata; Actinopteri; Cypriniformes; Xenocyprididae. The transcript has 8 exons. The record is from RefSeq and is a predicted model, not a curated record. Bases 130 to 825 code for a protein of 231 amino acids. Gene Ontology annotation, cellular component: membrane.
CUUCCCCUCAGGGAAGCAGCAUUGAGCCACAGACGAGCAACACAAGGACAGAUACAGACCUUCGGGAAUUUAAACUGAGAACAACAAAUAUUUCUGUUGCUGUUUAUUUGACUUAUAACCUGGAUUUACAUGAUGUCUAAGUCAGGUCUGUCCAGUGGAGAGCAGUGCAUCAAAUACAUCCUAUUCGCCUUUAAUUUCAUAUUUUGGCUCGCAGGUACAGGAGUUUUGGCUGUUGGUCUCUGGCUGCGUUUCGAUGAAAGAACUAAAGGACUCUUUACUCCGGCAGAUUCCCCAUCUGUGUUCCUCACAGGGGUCUACAUCCUCAUCGUGGCAGGUGCCAUCAUGAUGGUGGUCGGGUUCCUCGGCUGCUGUGGAGCGAUAAGAGAAUCGUCAUGCAUGCUGGGAUUGUUCUUCGUGUUCCUGCUCAUCAUUUUUGCAGCAGAGGUGGCCGCUGGAAUCUGGGGAUUGUCCAAUCAAGACAAGGUCGUGAAAGAUGUCAAAGAUUUCUACACGCAGACAUUCGACAACUACAAAAGCACUCAACAGGAAGCACUGAAGGAAACUCUGCGAGCAAUUCACUAUGGAUUGUCCUGCUGUGGAAAAACAGGAACUUUGAUUGAUGGAGUAUCUGACAUCUGUCCCAAAAAGGAGGGACUUGAUGUCAUUGUCACAACGAACUGCCCAAGCGCUAUUGAGGACGUCUUCACCUCUCGGCUUCAAGUGAUCGGCGGUGUUGGGAUUGGCAUUGGCGUGAUCAUGAUCUUUGGCAUGAUCUUCAGCAUGCUGCUGUGCUGCGCCAUCCGACGAACCCGGGACAUCGUAUGAGCUGUCCGUACCAGCCUGUUUUCUGCUCUGUAUUUAUCUGACUUUGUGAAGCUGUGUGUGUGUGUGAGUGUGUGUUUGUAAACUUCUAACAAAGCCCUGCAUUAGUCAACCCCUCCAAAACUGUUACAUGUCCUUUAUACACUGAGUGGAACAAUGAAGUGCACUAGAGGCUGCUUUUUAUUUCUUUGGUGUCUCGACUAAUGUUCUUUUGCCUCUUUGAAUGUACUUGCAAGCUUCUGAUAUUCUUUUGUAACAUUUUACGUGGCUUAUUUUAUGUACCUAUAUGGGUGUCUGGAGAGACGGAGUAACACCUAGUAAAUUACCAAUAAAGUUAAUAACUAAUUGA